CUCUGGUAUGGGUAGCUGCAACCCAAUAUGGCGACCUGGGUCUGGGCGAGUGGGUGUGUCGAAAGGAUACUGGGAUGUUGCCACCCCCUUCUCAAUGAAAGAGCGAGAGGGCCGGGGGGUUGGCUGUGGAGAUUGGGACCCUCAAGGCUCAAUAGUACAUUGAAACUGGCUGGGAAACAUCCGACUGGGAGGUGGGAUCAUGGAGACAGUGGAACACGUUCUAUUUCAGUGCCAGAAAAAUGGGAGGGAAAGGGAGCGAUUGUUAUUGGAUUUGAGGAGCAAUGGGGUUGAAGAGCCAAGAUUAAGUGAACAGCUGGGUAAAUCUUCAGGGGAUGUAUUGGGUAGGAUUUAGACCUUCCCUGUCUCUGGUCCACACUACAAUCCAGUUGGUAGCUGUAAUGCACAUGAAAAUUGGUUGCCAACCGCCAUAAAAAGAAAUCCGCAGAAGUAGUGGUUGUGGGAGUGACGCACAUUUGAGUGAUAGCCAAUUGGACCAAUCUUUGUUCUCGGAAGGCUGGCUUUCCGGAAAAUGUCAGCGGCAGCCGAGUGAGGUUCCUGUGCACGGUUUAGAGCGAUAACCUAGCAAAUUCAUACUAUCCAGUUGCACCAGUAGGUCUCUCUCUGCAGAGCUGCGGGUGUACCGGGACGCUGCCGUGAGCAUGGCGGACAGGGAGGAGAGGCGCUUCGCUGAAGUCCCCAGAGAAUCUGUCAAACUCAUGGCCGAGAGUGCAGAAGUGGAACUCAGCGACGAUGUGGCUGCUUUGCUGGUUGAAGAUGUCUGCUACCGGCAUAGGGAAGCCACACAGUCACAGGCGGUAGGGCUGCCGUUCCCCACCAAUGGGAGGCCGUUCACAUCGGGCAUGAGGACCACCUCCCAGUCGGUGAUCAAGCGUCAGAAAGUGAACCAGGGAGAUGCACCCAACCCUGUGGUGUUUGUGGUCACGAAAGACACCAGGGCUCUGAGGAAACACCUGACCCAGUCUGAGAUGCAGCGUGCAGCCAGAAAACCUCACCUCCCUGUCAGGGUCAAGCUGCCCUUAGGCCCCCGGCCCCUGGUACUGCCCAUCAUGCCAUCCAGCACCAGCGAGCCCAUCGUCCUGGAGGACUAAGGUGGGGCUGAGAACCCCCCCCCACACUGCAACACUGGCGCGCACCACCGCGCACCCACCUGCUAGGGCAGCAGGGCACGUCAUACCCAGUAGUCGUUUUCUGUUGUCAGAUUUUUUUUAUUGUCUUCUGUUCUGUUACUUCGCAAAAGCUGACGUACUGCUCACCUCACACACACUUUAGUGACACUCACAUGCAUACUUUGCAUUGAGUUCACACAUAUACAUGGCACCAUUACUUCUCUACACACACUUACACCCACUUACACGCGCUAGGCUUUGGGCUUUGUAGUAUUUUAUUCCGGCUCUUUUUGCUCAAUUAUUUCGCUCCUCUUUUUUUAAUGGCAAAUAUUUUUAAAUGUGUAAUUUAAAAUCAGAAAUAUUUCUCAUCCUGAAAUAAUGGUGUUAAAACACACUUUAUUUUUUCCUCCAGAUCUUAUUUGUGUAAAUAUUUGCAGAAUUUUGAGGGGGUGACACCUAUUUGGUUGGGGACGGGUGGGUGAGUGGUUGUGGGAGGGCCAUAGAAAGAAAUAUAAAUACUAGAAGGGACAAAGUCCCUCAGACCACAGCAAUUUGACUGAAAGUCCAUUCUAGGUAUUCUAAUUCUAUUGGGAAUUUUUAGCAUGUUUCUUUGAUUCUUUUUCUGGGAAAGUCUAUUUAGAUGAAGGUUUCAUUCACAUGUUCCAUCAUAGGUCUGGGAGGUUGAGGUAAAGUGCUUUGUAUGACCCAUCAUUCAAGCAUACUUGUCAAAUAAUCCGAUUUUACUUUUUGACACUCAUUCUGUUAGACUUUAAUUUGCACCAUCACCCUGCCCCUCUCCACACACCGAAAUAAGAACUGACCCCCUAUCGCUCCACAAGCCUAUCAGAAGUUACGUUUGAUGGGUUGAUAGUGAGGAAACACAUGCUGUUGACCCCUAGUAGUUUGAGCGCCGUUUUUUUCUAGUUGAUUGUUGUCACAAUCAAUUUGAGUCCUGUCUUGUCUCCUAUCACUUGAUUGUCA
Messenger RNA from Coregonus clupeaformis (lake whitefish), 2108 nucleotides. Its product is annotated as metastasis-associated protein MTA2. The transcript is spliced from 4 exons. NCBI's taxonomy places the organism in Eukaryota, Metazoa, Chordata, Actinopteri, Salmoniformes, Salmonidae. Gene Ontology annotation, molecular function: protein heterodimerization activity. Bases 660 to 1109 code for a protein of 149 amino acids. The record is from RefSeq and is a predicted model, not a curated record.